This is a messenger RNA of Striga asiatica, 878 nucleotides long. Lineage: Eukaryota; Viridiplantae; Streptophyta; Magnoliopsida; Lamiales; Orobanchaceae. The record is from the annotation of a GenBank genome assembly.
GAUUAAUAUAAAUAAAUCUCUCAAUCCACAUCUCUUAAUACAUUUAUACAUCGAGCUCAAGAUAAUAGAGGCUAUCCACCCACAAACAGGGCCACCCAACAUAACACACAAAGAACUUCUUCUUCUUUUUUUCAUUAAUCGAAAUUUCAAUUAAUUGGCAUGUACUCCUCGAACUUCUCCGAUGCGGCCAAAUCCCCGCCGUCGGCACCGGCUACCGGUAUUCCGGUGGGCGCGUCCUCGGAGUUUUAUUCGAAUGAGUCCCGGCCUUAUAUUCAAGCCAAGCCUCAGGUCCCUUGGUCCACGGGGCUCUGUGAUUGCGGUUCCGAUGUCCGCAACUGUUGUGUUACGUUUUGGUGCCCGUGUAUUACUUUUGGGCAGGUCGCUGAGAUAGUUGACAAAGGAUCAAGCUCGUGCGGGCAGAGUGGUGCAUUAUACGCGCUGCUGAUGUGCGUGACGGGGUGCGCUUGUUGCUUAUCGUGCUUCUAUCGGUCUAAAAUGAGGCAACAAUAUUUGCUGCACGAGUCUCCCUGUGGGGACUGUUUGGUUCAUUGCUUUUGUGAGUCGUGCGCCCUUUGCCAGGAGUAUCGCGAGCUUAAGAAUCGAGGCUUUGACAUGACCAUAGGAUGGCACGGCAAUGUGGAGAGACAGAAUCGUGGGGUCGUUAUGGCUCCGAUCUCUGAAUCUGGCAUGAGUAGAUAAGUACCAUUUGAAAGAAAAUGAGAAAUGCUUGUUGUAUACAUAAACUUAAAUUAAAAUAAAUAAAUGGAGUCCAGAUUGUAUUGUAUGUACACUAUUCUGUACAAAAUAUUAUGUAGAUCUAGCAUUACCCAAGGAAAUUAAUGGAAACCAUUCUUAUUAUGUGAAUUUGAAUUUGUGGU